UUAGGCUUCCUAAAGAGUGGGUCGCCGCCUCCGAUGGAUAGACGAGGUGAAGAAGAAACAGAAUAUGGGGAGAGAAGAAGAAAUCAACCUACAGAAGAAGAGAGUCUUAUUGGUAAGACUUUUGAGCUGAUUCCUCUUGAUCUGAUUCAUGAUAUACUCUUGAGACUUCCCGCUAAAUCUGCUGUGAGGUUCCGUGCCGUCUCGAAGCUAUGGUCAUCCAUCACCACUCGUCCAGAUUUCAUCAGGUCGUUCGCGUUUCAAUCUUCAAGUCGGCUUUGUCUUCUGGUCUGCGUCAAAGCAGGAGACAAACGUUUAUUUAUCUCACUGCCCCAACAUGAGCUCUCGGUUGACUCCGCAUAUUGCUCUUAUGUGGACCGUUGUCAGAUAAAAUACCCUGAAGGUGCUUAUCGUCAUUAUCACGAUCCAGGCUCCGGAUCUGUCCACGGGUUGGUGAGUUUUGGCGAUUUUCACGAGAUCGUAGUUUGGAAUCCUUCAAUGAGACAACAUGUUACCUUACCCGACCCACCCAAACCCAUAGUUAAGUACUAUAUACGUAGCUGUUUAGGACACGAUCCGGUCGAGGAUAAGUAUAAAGUAUUGUGCAUCUCAGGCACCCACAGAGGCUACCACGAUCCUUUUGUUUUUACAUUGGGACCUCAAGAAUCAUGGAGAGUGGCCCAAAAUAGCCCUUCAUAUACACAUAUCCCUCUACCCACCAUGGGACGACUAGGUAUAUGCAUCAACGGGCACGUGUAUUAUGAAGCGGAGAUACGUUUCAAAGGAGAUGGUGAUACUAUAAUAUUUGAAAAUGUCCUUAUGAGCUUCGACGUGAGGUACGAAGAGUUCAACACAAUAAAAAAACCACCUGAUGAUCAUGGACUUGGUGAUGGAGACAAACAAGAAUGGUCGCUCAACCACUUUGUUUGGCCUUUUCCAAGCUAUCCUCAAAAUGACCCGAUCUUUAAAUGCCAACUGCUGAUGAGAGGUGUUACUCAUGAUACUGGUGAGUUUAUUUUUACUGCAACAACUUUUGAAGCAUUUGCUGUUUUAUAUUAUGAUCCAAAGAGAAAGCGUGCAAGGAGGAUCGUGUAUGAAGGGAUUGGAGACGAAGAAUUCUGGAUUCAUAAUGGAAUUUUGGAAGGCAUCCGUCACAAUAUUGAUUGGUUUCCCAAUCAUUGUGAGAGUCUCAUGUCUUUGGGUAAUGUCCUUAUAAAGGCCGACUAGUCAGAAAUAAGAAUUGUGGUCUUCCCCUUCCAAGACUGGAUGCAGAGGUUAUUGCUGGAUGCAGAGGUUAUUGCCAUACUUACCUCGUGAUUAAUCGUACUUGAUAUACUAAUGAGUGUUAUUAACUGUCUGUUUUCAAAGUCGUCCUCCAUUUUCUUACGCCUUUAUUUUUUAUUUAUAAUGUCUAAUGUUCUUAAGCUGAAUCCAUUGUUGGUCUUCGGUAUUUGGUUUGGUUCCAGAACAUAAUCGCCAAAGCUGAUGUUGUUUGGUUUGCUUUUUGACUUUUAAGAAUCUGAUUUGAUA
Messenger RNA from Capsella rubella, 1527 nucleotides. RefSeq names its product putative F-box protein At4g21240. Gene Ontology annotation, molecular function: protein binding. The coding region runs from base 34 to 1224 and encodes 396 amino acids. The record is from RefSeq and is a predicted model, not a curated record. The transcript is spliced from 2 exons. Lineage: Eukaryota; Viridiplantae; Streptophyta; Magnoliopsida; Brassicales; Brassicaceae.